AUGGGCGUGGGCGUCUGCGGCAUUUCAUCGAACACCCUAAGGGUGGUGUCGACGAGCCGCAGAGUGCGGCUUGGCGUCUCCGGCGUGGGCGUCGCGGCAGGGCACGGCAGCGGUGGGGCGUGGCGGGGCGUGCGAGCGUCGGGGCACGGCGGGGCGUGGCGAGGCGGCGUCGGCGGCGCCGGCGCCGGACACUACUGCGGCGCGCGUGCGAGCGGGGGAGGGAAGAAGGCCGGGAGGGAGCGGCGGACUUACCUGCGGAGCGCGGCGACGGCGACGGCGACGGCGUGGCUGCGGACGGCGGCGCGGCGUGGCUCGGACGGCGGCGCGGCGUGGCUCGGACGGCGGCGCGGCGUGGGUGCGGACGGCGGCGCGGCAAUUUCUCUCGUGCGUCGCGCGGGGGAUUCUGUCGAUUUGGGGAUUUUUUCGUCGCGCGCCUAA
Molecule: messenger RNA, 438 nt
Organism: Lolium perenne
Lineage: Eukaryota; Viridiplantae; Streptophyta; Magnoliopsida; Poales; Poaceae
Source: RefSeq, a predicted model, not a curated record